Messenger RNA from Candida dubliniensis CD36, 1392 nucleotides. It is a transcript of the gene PEX3, whose product is annotated as Pex3p. Gene Ontology annotation, molecular function: protein-macromolecule adaptor activity. The transcript has a single exon. Bases 1 to 1392 code for a protein of 463 amino acids. Gene Ontology annotation, biological process: protein import into peroxisome membrane. The record is from RefSeq and is a predicted model, not a curated record. NCBI's taxonomy places the organism in Eukaryota, Fungi, Ascomycota, Pichiomycetes, Serinales, Debaryomycetaceae. Gene Ontology annotation, cellular component: peroxisomal membrane.
AUGGCGAUUUUUUCUUCAUUGGCAGGGUUUUUCAAUAGAAAUAAAAGAAAGAUAUUUAUAACUAGUGCUGUUACAGUAUCUAUAUAUCUAUUGAUUAAUGAAUUUGUCAUUAAAAAAUUCAGAAAUUAUCAAAAUGCAUUGAGACAGGAAUUGUUGUUCAAACAACAAAUAAAGCAAAGAUUUAUUCAAACACAACAAGAUUGUUAUUAUACCAUAUUGGCAUUAUUACCAGUAUUAGCUGCUCCUAUAAUUGAUUCAUUACCAGUUGAGUUGAUCACCCAAGCAUUAAGAUUGAAAAAAAACAAUUCCCUGCAACAAGUCACCAGUGGUAACAACAGUGAAUUGACUGCUGAUAAUUUGAAUCUUUUGGAUAAUAACAAUAAUCCAGAACUGAAAUUGUCUAUAUAUAUGAGCAAAAGCAAAACUGAACUAUGGAAUUUAUUGAAAAUUAAAACAAUUACUAGAACAUUGACUUUAUUAUACACGGUUUCCGGGUUGUUUUUAAUUACAAGGUUACAAUUGAAUAUCUUGGCCAGAAGAUCUUAUUUGGAGAGCGCUAUUCAAAUGGCAGGUGUCAAAUCAACAAAUAAUGACAUUGAUCCUCAUGAAAAUUAUAUAAUUGAACAAAGUUACCUUUCAUUAAGUUGGUGGUUAUUAAAUAAAGGAUGGUCAAAUUUAAGUUCUAUAAUUGAAGCAUUAGUGAUUAAAAAAUUUGAAAAAAUCACCCCAAAAACAGAAUUAUCAAUCAAUGAAUUUGAAUUUGAUUUGAUUGAAAUAAUAAAUGAGAUCAAUUCAAAUAAUAAAGAAUAUAUUUUAGCCAAUCUUUUCCCCAUCAAUUAUUCUGAUUUAUUGGAAACUAUAUUAAACACCAACUCCGAUUUGAUCCAUCAUUUGGAUUCACCAGAUUCAAAUUUAAUUAAAUUAAUCAAUGAAACCAAUGCAAUUAUGUUGGAUAACAACUUGUAUUUUUUUGAUUUAUUAAAUGCAUUAAUUAUGAAUACAGUAUCCACAUUGACUACCAAUCUUUCAUUUAGUUUAGGAGCCAAUGGUAGCUUAAAUAAUAGCUUAUUAAUGGCUUCCUCAGGUAACUUGCCUGCCCAUGGAGAAAACUCCAAAAUAAUCGAUAUCACUAAUAAUGAUCAAUCAUUUAAAUUGGCUAGUUUCUUGGCACAACUUUCGGUUCAAAAUAAUAUAAUGAUAGAUAAUGACAAUUUGAAAACUGAAGAUAUACUGCCAAAACAUGAGAGUGAUCUUGAAGAAAUUCUCAAUAGUUUGAAUGGAGGUACAACUGAACUACCAACUGAAUCAUAUGGAAAUGUGUAUAUUAAUAAUUUGAAUCAGUUAGAGGAAUUAGAUGACUUUAGUGCCGGUAUAUAUUCCAAUUUUGAAUAA